AACUGGUUAUAUUCAGCGCCGACUUAUCAAAGCCAUGGAGUCAGUGAUGGUCACAUACGACGGCACUGUCCGUAACUCUAACGGUCAGGUCAUUCAAUUGCGUUACGGAGAGGACGGCUUGGAUGGCACAGCCGUUGAGAUGCAAAACUUGCCAACACUUAAGCCAAAUGAUAAGGCGUUUAGGGAUAGGUUUAGAUUCGAUGCCAACAAUGAACGCUAUCUCCGAAAGAUUUUCACCGAAGAGGUUGUUAGGGAUGUAUUGGGCAACAGUUCGUCGCUCUCUGAGUUGGAACUAGAAUGGGAUCGUUUGAAAGCUGAUCGCGAGAUAUUGCGGACAAUAUUCCCGACGGGAGACUCGAAAGUAGUGCUUCCGUGUAAUCUAAACCGCAUGAUAUGGAACGCACAGAAGAUCUUUCACGUGAACCUCAGGGGACAGACAGACCUCUCGCCCCUCAAAGUGAUGGAUGGAGUCGAAGCACUGGUCAAGAGAUUGACAAUAGUGCCCGGCGAAGACCGACUGUCAGUUCAGGCCAAUCAAAACGCUACCCUAUUAUUCCGAGCGCUUUUGAGGUCAACGCUAUGCACCCGAAAAAUCACAGAACAGGACCGGCUCUCCAGCGAAGCCUUUGAUUGGCUGAUCGGUGAGAUUGAGACCCGUUUCCAACAAUCACAGGUACAACCGGGAGAAAUGGUCGGCGCUUUGGCCGCCCAAUCCCUCGGAGAACCGGCCACUCAAAUGACACUCAAUACUUUCCAUUACGCCGGUGUGUCCGCUAAGAACGUCACUUUAGGCGUUCCGCGAUUGAAGGAAAUUAUUAACAUUUCAAAGUCACCAAAGACUCCAUCACUGACUGUCUUCCUGACGGGUGCGGCGGCCAGAGAUGCGGAGAAGGCUAAGGAUGUGUUGUGCCGUUUAGAGCACACGACUCUGCGUAAAGUGACGGCCAAUACUGCCAUAUACUACGAUCCCGACCCUCUCAACAGCGUUAUUGUUGAGGAUCAGGAGUUUGUGAACGUUUACUACGAAAUGCCAGACUUUGACACCUCUCGCAUCAGUCCAUGGCUUCUACGCAUAGAAUUGGACCGAAAAAGGAUGACAGACAAGAAGCUGACGAUGGAAGCCAUCGCAGAGAAGAUUAACGCCGGCUUUGGAGACGACUUGAACUGUAUCUUCAACGACGACAACGCGGAGAGACUUAUCCUUCGAAUCCGUAUUAUGAACUCAGAGGAGAAGAUGGAAGACGAAGAACAGGUCGAUAAGAUGGAGGACGACGUCUUCCUCAGAUGUAUUGAGGCGUCAAUGCUCUCAGAUAUUACUCUUCAGGGAAUCGAAGCCAUAGUGAAAGUGUAUAUGCAUUUGCCGACUACUGAUAACAAGAAACGUAUUAUAAUCACUGAUACGGGAGAAUACAAAGCCAUAGCCGAGUGGUUACUCGAGACCGACGGAACAGCGCUAAUGCGUGUGCUUUCGGAACGGGAUGUGGAUCCCGCCCGGACCUACUCUAACGAUAUCUGCGAGAUAUUUUCAACCCUUGGCAUCGAAGCCGUCCGCAAAGCUAUUGAAAAGGAGAUGAAUCACGUGAUUAGUUUUGAC
Messenger RNA from Medioppia subpectinata, 1594 nucleotides. Lineage: Eukaryota; Metazoa; Arthropoda; Arachnida; Sarcoptiformes; Oppiidae. The record is from the annotation of a GenBank genome assembly.